AUGGAAUACGAGACCAUCACAUUAGGGAGGGCAAAGAGAAGCACGGCGGGUAACCGCAUGCGAGAGCUGCUGGAGAAGGCGCACCAAGAGGAUGACGAUGAGCUGUUCAAAGAAGUCGAAGAUGAUGAAGAAUUCGUCGCUCCUGUCGACCAACGCGAUGUCUACCUCGACGAAUUUGCGGAUACGGACGAUGAAGUUUCCGGCGACGACGAAGAACGCGCCCUGCAACGCGAAGAACGCCACGCCAAAAACAAAGAAAAAGGCAAAUCCAAAGCCCUCUACGACCCCCUCGCCAAACAGCCCAAGAAGAAGAAGAAGAUCGCCAUCGAAGGUGCAGGCGAGUUUAAGCAGUCUGAUCUCGACAUGCUCCGCGCGGAAGGGAUUGACCCUGCGACGAUGGCGCCGUCGACGUUGACUUUGGAGAUAAGGAGGAGGAGGAGGGAGAUGAAGCGGCAGGGGAGGUCGGAGGUGAGGAGGUCGAAUUUGAGGGCGUCGACGAUCAAGAAUGAAGCAGAGAUUAUCGAGCGGGAAAAGCUCUCUCUCCUCGCGCUCGAGCAGCCUGGGCGUAAGGGGCGUAAAGCGCAACAUACCACCGGGCUUCCCCAGCCGCACAAACGGAAAUUCACGCAAGACGAGCUUAUUGCAGAAGCGCUGGAAGAAGAGGAAAGGAAUAAGGAGGCGUUGAGGGAUUGGUUGAAGAAGGAGGAUGAGAAGCGGAUGUUGAGGAAAGUGGGGAGGAAGAGGGUCAAGGGGCCGAGGUGGACUUGGGUAUCGAGGACGGUGGGCAAGUUGGUGGAUGAAGUGCCGGACGCCGCCAAGGAUGUAGAAGAUGACCCGCCAGAGGGCGAGCCGGGUGAACCUCAACAAGCUUCAAAAGCAGUCACGACAGAAGCCCCGAAGGCAGAACCCGAGAAGCCUCCCGUCCCCAUCGUGCCCCCGUCUGAAAACGCCCCAUCUCAGUAUACUCGAAACUACAUCAUCCUCUCUCAAAUCCCCGGCGGCUUACCAGCCGAAUUUGGCCUGGUCCUGGGAGAUCAUGUAGCGUGGGACGAGCUCAAAGUGAUCCCGGCGAGAAACAGACCCAUCAGUGAGUCCCUUCAGUGUUACUGCAAGAUCCAUGCUGACAAAGAUACUGUAGAUCGCAUACCACCCCUAUGCCCCUUCACUGGCCUCCCAGCGCGAUACCGCCAUCCCCUCACGCUCACGCCGUAUGCCAACGCCGAAGGCUACGCUGCGAUACAAGAUCUUCUGGCGGAGCGCUAUGUAUGGAAUGGGGAGGGGAUGUGCUGGAUGGGAGGGGAAGAGGAGCAGUGGGCGGAUGGGGUGGAAGAGGUUGAAGGGUGGGCGGAGGCUGUGGGUCUGGGGUGGAGAGGUGGGGAGGAGUUGGUGAAACCUGAGGUCGAGCUGGACGGGAAGAAGAGGGGGAGAGGGGGAGAACCAGCUCCGAAAAGAGGCAGGGGCAGGAGGAGAUAG
This is a messenger RNA of Cryptococcus amylolentus CBS 6039, 1473 nucleotides long. RefSeq lists its product as hypothetical. The record is from RefSeq and is a predicted model, not a curated record. Gene Ontology annotation, cellular component: nucleus. Bases 1 to 1473 code for a protein of 490 amino acids. Gene Ontology annotation, molecular function: ATP-dependent H2AZ histone chaperone activity. NCBI's taxonomy places the organism in Eukaryota, Fungi, Basidiomycota, Tremellomycetes, Tremellales, Cryptococcaceae. The transcript has 3 exons. Gene Ontology annotation, biological process: chromatin remodeling; regulation of DNA-templated transcription.